Messenger RNA from Babjeviella inositovora NRRL Y-12698, 1620 nucleotides. Its product is annotated as E3 ubiquitin-protein ligase. NCBI's taxonomy places the organism in Eukaryota, Fungi, Ascomycota, Pichiomycetes, Serinales. The transcript has a single exon. The coding region runs from base 1 to 1620 and encodes 539 amino acids. Gene Ontology annotation, cellular component: cytoplasm. The record is from RefSeq and is a predicted model, not a curated record.
AUGGACAUUUUAACAAACCGUCACUUCUUCGCGUACUCUGGCGUUUCCACGGCCUUGGUCGUGGGAAAGGUGCUCUUCACCUUUUCGGCGCACCCCACGUUUUUCUCCGCCUGCAUAGCCCUCUCUGAGGGUCUGACGCCAAUUGUCAUUGGUAAUUGGCUCCUUGUGUGUGGGCUCUCGCUAGCGAUUGUGACGCAAAAGUUUUUCUUUGGCGAGUUGCGCUUGCUCGAGCGUGAACACGUCGCAGAGCGCGCCUGGCUGACUAUCAUCUCCUCGCUUGUCGCCUUAGCAAUGUUCAGACACGAGCACAUGAUGCUUUUGUGCGGAUUGUCACUUUUGCACCUCUUUUUGGUCGUGUUCCACUGGAUCGUGGACGACCGCAUUGACUUUCUCUUUCAGCGCGCCACUGCGCUCGGCGACGUGUUGAAGACCAGAGUCGCGCUUGCCGCCCUCGUGUUGAUGGUGAGCGAUUGGCAGAUCUCCAUGUUCCUCCUCAACUACUCGUUCCAACACUCGCCGGAUAUUUGCGUGGUGUUCGGAUUCCAGGUGUUUCUCCUCUUCUUGACCAUGUCUGAGCUCACCUUGAAAUCGGUAUGCAACUUGAUCGAGAUUGUGUAUCUUGACAAGCAUCCUGACGAGGAGGUGUGGGAACUGAGAUCGGUCUACGUAAAGGUUAUCGGUAUCAUCCACUCGUUCUUCAAGCUCGUGAUUAACGCGUUGCUCUGCUACAUCUUCUAUGGGCCCUCCCGCAUGCCUAUACACUUGGGGAUGGACAUGUUUCAUUCUGUCAAGACGUUUAUCACGCAGUGCAAGGACUUCUUGGCCUACCUCCGCACGGCUAGCGAGUUGGAUGGGAUGUUGCCUGACGCCACGAUGGAGCAGUUGGCCGAUGACAACUUGUGUAUUAUCUGCCGUGAGGAUAUGACGACUGAGGGGAUCCAACGAGGUACCCGUAAUGUUCCGAAGGUGUUGCCUUGUGGGCACAUCAUCCACAUGGGCUGCUUGAAGGGCUGGAUGGAGCGGUCACAGGUGUGUCCGAUGUGCAGGCAGCCGGUUAAGAGGACAGGCGCUCCAGCGGUUCCCCAGGAGAGAGAUGAGCCAGCGGCUCCUGAACAGAGAGAUGAGCCAGGCAACGCCGAAGAGGCUGUUGCACCUCAACACUUUGAGACUCCGCCGGUGCUCACCCCUCAGAUCCUCCUGGGUGCUGGAUCCAGUCAUGAAACCUUCAAUUCUGACACCAACCCGCACUCCAUCACACUCCCUCUUCAGUCGGCCGUCAUCCCUCGGGACUGGGCCAUCAUUCCGUUGACCCAGACUGCCCCAAUGACGUACAACCUUCAUCUCACACCCACCGAAACUGCACAGUUGUCGAUACAGCGUCAGAGCGUGGCUGUGGAGCCGGCCUCGCUUAUCAAAAUACACGGUGAUUUCUCCAGUGAAAGGGAGUCGGAGUUGACAGAUGCCAGCGGUACUGAGAUAGAUCUGGCCCCACCGACUGCUCAGGAGCAGGCUCGCCAGCUCUCACGUGAUAUUGACACUAUGCGCUCCAACUUGGACGGCUUAAUGAACCAGUUAAGCGAGCUCAACGCGAAGCUAGAGUUACCGCGCGCUAGUGACUAA